Messenger RNA from Paramecium sonneborni, 1092 nucleotides. Lineage: Eukaryota; Ciliophora; Oligohymenophorea; Peniculida; Parameciidae. The record is from the annotation of a GenBank genome assembly.
AUGAUUCAAUCUAAAUAGACAAAAUAAAAAUUCAAUAUUGAAGAUUGUUCUGAAUCUGAAUAAGAAGAAACUUUAAGAAAAACUUUGAAUGCAUAAUCUUAAUCAAUAUUUCAAACAUCUUUAUUUAGUGCAUUAGAUUCUUAAGUUAAACAAUUUAAAAAGAAACCUGUAGUUAAAAAAUCUAUGACAGAUUUUCUUAAUAAUUAUGAUUAAAACUUUGAUGAUGUAUUUGGAAAUAUGAAUAUGUAAAUGGAUGUUAAUUUAGAACAUUUAGAAAAUAAAAAGAAUCAACAUAAUAAUAAUAAUAUUAAUAAUGAUAAUCGAUAAAAAAGUAAUAAAAAGUAAUCAAAAAAAAGACCAAUGGAAACAUUAAAUUCAGAAUCAGAUUCUAAUUCAAAUAUAUAAACUACUAAAAUUAAAAAAUAAUAAACAAAACCAAAUAAAAAUGGUAAAAGGAAAUAAUAAAAAAAAGUAGUAGAUUCAGAAUAAUCAGAUGAAUAUAAAGAUAUGGAAUAAGUUUAAUAAAUGUAAUAGAUGGAAAAUAAAAUAAUAAAAUAAACUUAAUCAAAAAAAUAAACAAAAUUAAAUAGUAAAUAAUCAUCUGAAGAAUAAUCAAGUGAAAAUAAAAAAUAUAAUCCAAAUUAAUUGGAUUUACCAUAAAAUAGUAAAAAGGAUAAAAAAGGAUAGAAACUUAAAACAGCAAUUUUUAAUUUUGGUGCAGAAGAACCAGAAACAAAAAAGUAAUCAAAAUAAGUUAAGAAAAAUAGAAAAGAUUAGAAAUAAGAAAAUGAUAAAAAAUAAAAUUAAAAAAUAAGAAAUAAAAAAGUGAUUGAAUAAGAUGAUGAUUCUAAAGAUGAUAAAAUUGAAUAAUUAAUUAAAGAAUAUUAAAAAUAAGAUUAAGAAUAAUAAUAAUCGAAUUUUAUAAUUAAAAAAGAUAAAUAAGAAAAAGAUAAUGAAACAUAAUAAAAAGUAGAAAGUAAAGAUAAAAAUAUUAUUUUAAAUUUAGAUAAUAUAAAAAUGAAUUCUAUGAUUCCAAAAUGUAAUCCAAAAUCAAACAAGGAUGAUGAUGAAGAUGAUAAUAACGAUUCAUGA